Molecule: messenger RNA, 1290 nt
Organism: Phytophthora sojae
Lineage: Eukaryota; Oomycota; Peronosporomycetes; Peronosporales; Peronosporaceae
Exons: 3
Coding region: 1-1290 (429 amino acids)
Biological process (GO): intracellular signal transduction; protein phosphorylation
Cellular component (GO): nucleus; cytoplasm
Molecular function (GO): ATP binding; protein serine/threonine kinase activity
Source: RefSeq, a predicted model, not a curated record
AUGAAUCGUUAUGAGAUGCUAGACCGGGUUGGCGACGGUGCUUUCGGUGAGGUUUCCCGUGCGCGUAGCCUCAAGACGCACGAGAUCGUUGCAGUCAAGAAAAUCAAGGCGCUGUUCCCCACGUGGGAGGAGUGUCUCCAAUUGCGCGAGCUCAAGUCGCUGCGGGUGCUACGUCACGAAAACAUUGUGCUACUGAAAGAGGUCAUCCGUGACAAAGAAGAGCUCUACUUCGUGUUCGAGUUCAUGCAGACAUCCCUUUUCCGACCGUCGACGCCGUCGUGGACUUCAACGCCUCCACAUCCAUGGUUUUCGGAGGCUCAGGUGCGGUCAAUCAUGUACCAACUCUUCAGUGGGCUAGCCUACAUGCACAAGCACGGCUACUUCCACCGCGACAUCAAGCCCGAGAACCUCCUGUGCCAUGAUGACACACUGAAGAUCGCUGACCUUGGACAAGCUCGAGAAAUUCGAUCGCGACCACCGUUCACGGAUUACGUUGCAACGCGAUGGUACCGGGCACCAGAACUCUUGCUGCGGUCUACGACGUACAACAGCCCAAUUGAUAUGUGGGCGUGCGGGUGCAUCAUGGUUGAGCUGCUCAUCUGUACUCCACUGUUUCCAGGGACGUCCGAAGCUGACCAAUUCUAUCGCAUUUGCAAGGUGCUCGGCACACCAACCAAAGAAACCUGGCCUGAGGGUGCAGCAAUGGCUUCUCACAUGCAGGUGCGGUUUCCCAAGUGCGCUCCGGUCUCGUGGGGGCGAUUCUUACCUCCAGGUACACCGUCUUCAGCCGUCCAACUUGUGCAAGACCUACUCCAAUACGACCCAAGCCGACGCAUAACGGCAGCACAGGCACUUCAGCACCGCUUCUUCGAUCAGACCGUGCCGCGACCAAUUUUAACGAUACCCUCACUUGCUAUGGUCGACGAAGGAGUUCCUGUGUUGCCACUCCGAAGUGAGUUCAAAUCUGUUGGGGGCUUUUCAAGUUACGCAGGUCGAACAAGCGUCUGUGCGAAGGAAACAAGUGCAGUGGAAAAUUCGGGUCAUUGGGCUGGAGGUGGCGGGCUGUCAUCGCGACAAGAGCAUCAUCUGUGGACGGCUAAAGAGCGACACCAAACGCACGCGCGACACCAAGAAUGGGUCUCCUCACUCAUUGGCAGUGCUCGUCCUGGCGGGUUUGACGACGUGGCAGAAGCAAAAGUUUGUGCGUCAAUUCAAAGCGGCGGCUCUGAUGAGGACGCUAAGAACGAUAGCACUCUGUUACAAGACCUGCUAGAUGAGAUUCUGGGAUAA